Oncorhynchus mykiss (rainbow trout) is the source of this 5331-nucleotide messenger RNA. The record is from RefSeq and is a predicted model, not a curated record. NCBI's taxonomy places the organism in Eukaryota, Metazoa, Chordata, Actinopteri, Salmoniformes, Salmonidae.
UGGCACUGUGAGGUCACAGCUACGUCGCAUCCAUAGGGACCGUCCACGAUUGUUCCCGGGGUUACUUUAUAGCACGUUCUCUAUGCGUCAAUAAAGGGGUCCUUUUUAGUCACGGUGGACGGAAGGCGAGCGGUCUGUUGCAAGGCAAAGCCUGACCACGACUUUGGGACUGUUUUCCAGAGGACCAGACGACUGGGAGAACUACAAUAGCAACCCCACUCUUUGUGGGAGAGAGCCCCCCUCCUCUCCCUUCCCUCCGCAGCUCUGAACAUCGCUCUUUCCACCGCUCUUUCCACUCCACCCCUCUUAGGUUGGGUCCCGCAGAGCUUUACCUCGCUUGUCGAUUUUUUUCACCACUGCGGUGAGUGUGUGUGUGUGUGAAGUCUGUGAGCUGACACAGAAAUACCCUUAUGGUAACCGCCUCAGUCAUACAGCUGACAUGUAAAUCGACUUGCCAGCCGGCUAUCAAAACCGAGCCAGACAUUGAAGACAUACGGCAAAUAAAGACACCCGCCUCAAGAGAAGCACUCCACCAUCCAUCCACCUCUGCAGUUCAGUCCUCUCCGGAAAAUCUUUCCACCUGCCGACACAUCUUAUAUGACCGUCUCAAAGAUGACAUGGCGUCCUCAGUAUCGCAGCUCCAAGUUCCGCCACGUGUUCGGUAAGGCCGCCACCAAGGAGAACUGCUACGAUGGCGUGCCCAUCACGCGGAGCGUCCACGACAACCACUUCUGCGCCGUCAACCCGCGUUUCAUUGCCGUCAUCACAGAGUGCGCCGGAGGCGGAGCCUUCCUGGUCCUCUCUGUCCAUCACACAGGGAAGGUGGACCCCCUUCACCCCAAAGUGUCAGGCCACAGAGGUAACGUACUGGACAUCAAAUGGAACCCCUUCAACGACUUCUGUAUAGCAUCCUGCUCGGAGGACUCCACGGUGAAGGUGUGGGACAUCCCUCCCCAUGGUGUGCUGAAGAACCUGACGGUGCCGUGGAAGGAGCUGCAGGGUCACAGCCGUAGGGUGGGCCUCAUCGAGUGGCACCCUACUGCUAACAAUGUGCUCUUCAGCACUGGCUAUGACUACCAGGUGAUGAUCUGGAACCUGGACAGCCCUGAGGCGGUGAUAAAGAACCCGGUGCGGACCAUCAGCCACCACACUGACGUGGUGCUCUCCAUGUCCUUCAAUACCGAUGGCAGCAGGCUGGCCACGUCCUGCAAGGACAAGAAGAUCAGGGUUCUAGAGCCACGCACUGGGAACCUGCUACAGGAGGCCAACUGUAAGAACCACAAAGCCAGCAAGGUGCUGUUCCUGGGGAACCUCAAGAUGCUGCUGUCCACCGGCAGCUCCCGCUGGAACCACAGACAGAUGGCCCUCUGGGACCAGGAGGACCUAGAUGUGCCUUUGUUACAGGAGGACCUAGAUGGUUCGUCUGGGGUGCUCUUCCCUUUCUACGACCCAGACACACACAUGCUCUACAUAGCAGGGAAGGGUGAUGGUAAUAUCCGGUACUAUGAGAUCAGCUCAGAGAAGCCCUACAUGCACUUCCUCACAGAGUACCGCUCACACACUCCUCAGAAAGGAAUGGGUAUCAUGCCAAAGAGAGGCCUGGACGUGAGCUCCUGUGAGGUGUUCAGGUUCUACAAACUGGUGACGAUCAAGGCCCUCAUCGAACCCCUCUCCAUGAUCGUACCUCGCAGGUCGGAGUCGUACCAGGAUGACAUCUACCCCAUGACGGCGGCGAGCGCGGCCGCCAUGUCGGCCGAGGAGUGGCUUAGCGGCAUUGACAAAGGCCCGUUGCUCCAGUCUCUGAAGCCUGGGAGUCGAGUACCGGACUCCUACCCGGAGCUGAGCUCCGGCCUGGGCAGUAAGGGGCUGGGCAACUCCCUGGGCACUCGGAGGUCCCAGAGCCGACCAGGCCAACUGCAGCUGGCGUACAUCCAGGACCAGCUUGGCAACAAGGAGUGCAGGAGUAAGACGUCUGUCAGCAAUGGACAGGACCCCACGCUCUGCUCGCCUCCCAAAACAGAGAACGAGGUAUGGGGCGGUUUCGAUCUGCGUCUGAAGUUCCACAAGCAGCAGGAGGAGAUCCGGCGUCUGCGGGAGAUGCUCAACCAGAGGGACGUACGCAUCAAGCAGCUGGAGCUGGAGAUCAACAACGUGAGGAAUUCCCAGGACUCGCACUGAGAAGAGGCUCCUCUUGCCCCCCUCCCCCGUCGUACCAAGCCACCCUCACCUCUCCCUGGAUUACUCUCUGACCACCCCCUCCCCUGCUCUCUCACCCUGGGGGUCUCACUGUAAUUAACACCCCUCGACCCCCACCUUCCUUACCCGAAAGACAAGGGCCCUUCCCAGGGGCCUCGCUGUCUCAUCGCAGAACACUAUCUGUCUAUGUGGAUCGGUCAAAGCCUCACCAGGGCUUCUCAUGCCCCCCAUAUAUGUACAUACACCCAUAGACUCUCAGUCACUCCUCAAUAUGUAUCAUAUUUUAAUGCUACUGCAUCAACAUACAUGCAAGCCGCUUGUCCCUCUCCCUGCUCCUCUCCCCAAAGUCAGUUCCUUUUUCCUUUUGUACACUUCAGAGCUAUGCAAGUUUGAUGUAUUUUAGUUUUGUUUUUGUGGUACAAAAAAAACAUGUUUAUGCCCUUUUUUAUUUGAAAACGAAUGAAAAUAAGAUGGACGUGCCUGUCUUUAAAAGAUGCUGUGGUUGUCUGCUGGUUAUAUUUGAAUGUUGUCCGGAUGGGAGCAGAUGUCACACAUGAUUGUAAGAUACACUGAAUUGAUUUCCUAUGCCUUGUGAUUUUGCAUAUUUAAACAACUGUACAUGGAUGGAUGCUGGUGGAGAUGUCUGCGGUGAUAUCUAGAAUGACAGAGUAUAUGUGUGGGUGAGAGAGAGAGAGAGAGAGAGGGGGAAAGAGACGUGCGUCAUUUUGUAUAUAUUGAGUCAAUUUGGCUCUUUUGCAUUUAAAGGUAGACUCAGCGAUAUGACGUAGAUGCAGAAAGUAAACAUAGUGGGUCAAUUUCCACAACAACUAAGGGCGUUGAAGCGCGAGGCGAAACUUCUCCGCUUCAUUUUGUCCCGCUACCGUUGUGUGAACAGCGUGAAUGCGAACCCGUGCACAUGCGCCGAUACAGUGUGUGACUGUGUGAGAACGAAGUCUUGCAUCUCACUCGUCACAAUAUCUGCGGUGCUGCUCGUGGCAACGUCAUUUCACUGAGUCCAACUUUAAUGAAGCUGCGUUUUGUUUUAAUGACUGGUAAACUGGUGAAAGAUCAAGCAACUGAAAGAACAAUCGUUGCCCAGCAGCUUUUAAAUACACCAUUUAUUUUUUCCCGAAAGCAGCACAGGGAAUCUCACUUGUCGUUUUUAAAAUUGCAUUUAUUUAUUCUGUUUUUUUAAUUUGUUGACCAAAAAAAAGGUAGUAUGGAAUGAUGACCAAUUACAGAGGCAUGUUUUCACACCAGUGGCCACAGCCAUGCUUCAGACACACCAUUGAGUAUGUCUAACACUAUCAGAUAACACACACACCACAUCAUGUAGGGAGUGGGUUGGUAGGCCACACAAGGUUUUACUGUUUGGUGCUGGUCCAUCCGUUUUCAUUGUUCCGAAGCCACUGUGUAAAAGUAGGAAUGAUUGUUUUAAAAAAGGGAUUGAAUGAACCUCAAAAAGCCAUUGUGUAAUAUAUGACUUAACAGGGAACUUGAUAACUGUGUUGUUAAUGUGUAAGUGCUGACCCAAGGGAUUGGGUUGUCUCUUGAAAACAACAGAGGAAACUGUAAAAGGGAAUAUAUGUGUUUGGAGCAGGCUCAUUUGUUCAGGAUAACACUAAGCCUUUGUUUUUGAUAUGAUGUCCAUUGCUUUUGUGAUGCACUACAGAGGAGGCUGGUUGGAGGAUCUGUAGGAGGACAUGCUCAUUUUAAUGGCUGGAAUGGAAUGAAUGUAACAGAGUCAAACAUUUGUGUUUGAUAUCAUUCCAUUUAUUCCAUUCCAGCCAUCACAAUGAGCCCAUCCUCCUAUAGCGCCUCCCGCCAGCCUCCUCUGCAAGUACUUGGUGGUUCAUAAUAUUUUGAAAUGGAAAUACUAUGGCAAGAAAUGGGAUUGGAACUGCUCUGUAAUUGUGCAUCAUAAUAUGUUAGUUAGACAAUCAGAGACCCACUGCCCCUGUCCAAAGAAAUGCAAGAGGUCAACGUUUGACUGUAUUUAAAUAGCAACAUUUUACACAAGCACGGCACACAUACGCCAAAAUAUAAUUGUGAGCUAUUCAACACUUGUGAGCAGGCAUCUAGAGAAGACAUCCCCUAUUCCCAUAGAGAACCGUGGUCAAAGAGCAGCAUGAGGGCAAGCCAACCAUUGUCACCGCUAGUAUAGAUUUAUUAAUAAAACAUUAACAUGUAACUGCAUAUGCUUGGAUAAUAUUGCACUAAGUGGGCCAGGGCACCUGCAAUGUGUUUGGUUUUAGCCUUAUUUGUCAGCUCAUAAAUGCUAUUGUAUGUAGGCCACUGUAGCUCAGUCAGAGUAUUGCCAUUUGAAGGAUAAUAUUUCUAAAUGGUACUUGACUGAAUGGAGUCACUACUUAGCUAAUGGCACCUUAGGGAAGACAGUCUCAGAAACAAUCCGGAAAGCGACUGUUAUUGUAAUCCAGAUGGUCAUUGUGGAGUGCAUGUAGUCUAUCUUGUCCAGCUAGCUUGGCAUGUGUACUUUAGCAAUAAGUCUCUCGGUCUUUUGUAGACCUUUUGCAUUUACUGCCAACUACAAUGGCUAGAUAUCUGGCAAUCACAUCCCUGUACUACUACUUUGGUGCUUGGGCCUCUUUAAGCAUUGUAGACUUCACCGACUGCUGUAUCCCAUUUUUCUUCAGAAAAGAUACGGUCAAGACCAAAUCACAAAGUCCAUUCCAGGGACUUGAUGGCAUUUUAAAUCCCCAAACUGUGUGUGUGUCCCAUUUACAUUUUUACAGAAGCAAUAUUUUAGCAGUAGAAAGAGCAGUAGUUUGAGGGACAUACACUACGAUCACUAGCAUUAUCUUGCUCAUUGGAAACUGUAUAAGGACAUCUGUAUAAAUAAGUUGAAAAUGGAGGGUUUCUGCUGGGCAAUAUCAUGACUGAGCCUUACUGUGCCUAAGAAUCAAGCUGCAAUUUGAGUUUUCUUUUGUAUAGGUAUUAUGAUGUCUUUCAGAACAAAUAUUAUUAUUAGUGUUCACACAACUCACAAAUACAGUGAACAAUUUAUGAAAUGAUUCUAAUUUUGUUCCUGUUAUGUUUAAUAUUGUUUUUAUAUAUAUCAAGAACUACAUCAGGUGUAGAGAAUAAAAAAAUAGGUGAAAACAUUACUUUGGAUAA